CAAAAUGGGCGUCCCUCUCGUCGAACCCGAGUACGUCUUCGGGCUCAGGGGCGGCGUGACGGAGAGCGUCGUGCACGUGGACACGGACACGGUGGCGUAUCCUGCGGGGUCCUACCUGGUCCUCCACGACACGGCCAAGCAGCAGCAGCACUUCGUCAGUCUCACGGAGGAAGCCACUCCGACCGCCUUGGCUAUAUCGCCCAAGAGGCAAUACCUAGGCGUAUGUCGUGCGGGAGACUCGGCGGCGGUGAGCGUCUGGGACGUGGCGGCCCGCAAGCGGCUGCGGUUCCUGAGCUGCGCCGAGAUGGUGAGCGAGCGCUACGUGGCGGCGGCGUUCAGCCCCGACGAGCGCAUGGUGGCUGCGCAGGGCGGCCCACCCGACUGGACGCUCGUGCUCUUCCUGUGGGAGAAGGGGAAGGUGGGCAGCCGAGGCUUUCACAUGCGCGGACCCGCAUAUCAGCGUUCCUGGAGGUUCAACGGGAGACAGCCGUGUUAUAACCUCACACCUUUAUAACAGAUGAAAUUAUGAAUAUAUUGUAUUUAGAUUUAUUUACAUUUUAUUUCUAGAUUAGCUU
Messenger RNA from Penaeus monodon (black tiger shrimp), 575 nucleotides. Its product is annotated as cilia- and flagella-associated protein 57-like. The transcript is spliced from 2 exons. Lineage: Eukaryota; Metazoa; Arthropoda; Malacostraca; Decapoda; Penaeidae. Gene Ontology annotation, molecular function: protein binding. The coding region runs from base 5 to 514 and encodes 169 amino acids. The record is from RefSeq and is a predicted model, not a curated record.